Molecule: messenger RNA, 3189 nt
Organism: Pteronotus mesoamericanus
Lineage: Eukaryota; Metazoa; Chordata; Mammalia; Chiroptera; Mormoopidae
Gene: NLRP12
Product: NLR family pyrin domain containing 12
Exons: 11
Coding region: 1-3189 (1062 amino acids)
Biological process (GO): negative regulation of inflammatory response; positive regulation of MHC class I biosynthetic process; negative regulation of canonical NF-kappaB signal transduction
Cellular component (GO): cytoplasm
Molecular function (GO): protein binding
Source: RefSeq, a predicted model, not a curated record
AUGCCCCAGACCACGGUCAGGGAUGGCCUCUGUCGCCUGUCCGCCUACUUGGAAGAACUGGAGGCAGUGGAGCUGAAGAAGUUCAAGUUAUACCUGGGGACGGCGACCGAAAUGGGGGAGGGCAGGGUUCCCUGGGGGCGCAUGGAGACCGCAGGUCCGCUGGAGAUGGCCCGGCUGCUGGUGGCCCAUUGCGGGAUUGGGGAGGCCUGGGCGCUGGCUCUCAGCGUCUUUGAUCGGAUCAACAGGAAGGACCUGUGGGAGAGAGCACGGAGAGAGGACCCGGUGAGGGAUACUCCACCUGGUGGCCCGUCCUCCCUGGGGAGCCAGUCGGCAUGCUCCCUGGAAGCCUUUCCUGAAACACCAAGAAAAGAUCCCCUGCAAACCUACAGGGACUACGUCCGCAGGAGGUUCCGGCUGAUGGAAGACCGCAAUGCGCGCCUCGGGGAAUGCGUUAACCUCAGCCACCGGUACACCCGGCUCCUGCUGGUGCAGGAACAUUCUAAUCCCAUGAGAGCUCAGCAGAAGCUUUUGGACACAGGCCUGGGACACGCACGAACCGUAGGACACCAGGCCAGCCUCAUCCAGAUGGAGACCCUCUUUGAGCCAGACGAGGAGCGCCCCGAGCCUCCGCGCACCGUGGUUCUGCAAGGAGCUGCGGGGAUGGGCAAAUCCAUGCUGGCGCACAAGGUGAUGCUGGACUGGGCCGACGGGAGGCUCUUCCAAGACAGGUUUGAUUACCUCUUCUACAUCAACUGCAGAGAGAUGAACCAGAGUGCCCCUGAGCGGAGCGUGCAGGACCUCAUGUCCAGCUGCUGGCCCGAGCCCAGCGCGCCCCUGCAAGAGCUCCUCCGGGUUCCCGAACGCCUCCUUCUCAUCAUCGACGGCUUUGACGAGCUCAAACCCUCUUUCCACGACCCUCAGGGCGUCUGGUGCCUCUGCUGGGAGGAGAAACGGCCCACAGAGGUUCUCCUGAGCAGCCUCAUUCGGAAGAAGCUGCUGCCGGAGUUGUCUUUGCUGAUCACCACCAGGCCCACGGCUUUGGAGAAGCUCCACCGCUGGCUGGAGCACCCCAGGCACGUGGAGAUCCUGGGCUUCUCGGAGGCGGAGAGGAAGGAGUACUUCUACAAGUACUUUCACAACGCAGAGCUGGCCGGCCAAGCCUUCAGCUUCGUAAGGGACAAUGAGCCCCUCUUCACCCUGUGCUUCGUCCCCUUGGUGUGCUGGGUCGUCUGCACGUGCCUCAAGCAGCAGCUGGAGGGCGGGGGGCUUCUAAGACAGACGUCCAGGACCACCACAGCCGUGUACAUGCUGUACCUCCUGAGUCUGAUGCAACCCAAGCCGGGGUCCCCGACCCUCCAAGCCCCGCCCAACCAGAGAGGGCUCUGCUCUUUGGCUGCUGACGGCCUCUGGAACCAGAAGAUCUUGUUUGAAGAGGAGGACCUCCGGAAGCACGGCCUGGACGGGGCGGACGUCUCCUCCUUCCUCAACAUGAACAUCUUCCAGAAGGACAUCAACUGUGAGAAGUUCUACAGCUUCAUCCACCUGAGCUUCCAGGAGUUCUUUGCGGCCAUGUACUACAUCCUGGAUGGUGCAGACAGCCGGUCCAGCCCGGACCAGAGCCUAACGAGGCUGUUGGCAGAGUACGGGUUUUCAGAAAGGAGCUUCUGGGCGCUCACUGUGCGUUUUCUGUUUGGACUCCUGAACGAGGAGACGAGGAGCUACUUGGAGAAGAGCCUUUGCUGGAAGGUGUCGCCACGCGUCAAGGCGGAGCUGAUGGAGUGGAUCGAAAGCAAAGCUCUGAGCGAGGGCUCUACCCUGCAGCAGGGCUCCCUGGAGUUCCUCAGCUGCCUGUACGAGAUCCAGGAGGAGGGAUUCAUCCAACAGGCCCUGAGCCACUUCCAAGUGGUGGUGGUCAGCAACAUGACCACCAAGAUGGAGCACAUGGUCUCGUCCUUCUGCGCGAAGAACUGCAGGAGCGUCCUGGUGCUGCGCCUCCAUGGGGCUGCCUACAGCACGGACGACGGGGAGGAUGGGGCGAGGACUUCAGGGCCCCAGACGUUGCAGGUUCAGGUUCGGCCUGAGAGGAACGUUUUGCCAGAUGCCUACAGUGAACAGCUGGCCACUGCUCUAAGCACCAACCCGAAUCUGACAGAGCUGGCUUUGUCCCACAAUGCUCUGGGGAGCCGGGGUGUGAAGCUGCUGUGUCAAGGCCUCAGACAUCCCAACUGCAAACUCCAGAACCUGAGGCUGAAGAGGUGCCGGGUUUCCGGCUCUGCCUGCCAGGACCUCACGGCAGCUCUGAUCACCAAUAAGAAUUUGAUGAGGAUGGACCUCAGCAGCAAUGACCUCGGGCUGCCGGGCAUGAAGCUGCUCUGUGAGGGGCUCCGGCAUCCCAAAUGCAGGCUGCAGAUGAUCCAGUUGCGGAAGUGUCAGCUAGAGGCGGGGGCGUGCCAGGAGAUGGCCUCCGUGCUCCGCAGCAACCGACACCUGGUGGAGCUGGACCUGACAGGAAACGCGCUGGAGGACUCGGGUCUGAGUCUGCUGUGUCACGGCCUGAGGCACCCGGUCUGCAGGCUGCGGAUCUUGUGGUUAAAGAUUUGUCACCUCACUGCCGCAGCCUGUGGCGACCUGGCCUCCGCCCUCAGCGUGAACCAGAGCCUGACGGAGCUGGACCUGAGCCUGAACGACCUGGGGGACCCCGGGGUGCUGCUGCUGUGCGAGGGCCUCAGGCACCCCCAGUGCAAACUCCAGACCCUCCGGUUAGGCAUUUGCCGCCUCAGCUCCGCUGCCUGCGAGGGUCUGUCUACUGUGCUCCAGCAGAACCGCCACCUCCGGGAACUGGACCUGAGUUUCAACGACCUGGGAGACCACGGCAUGUGGCUGCUGUGUGAGGGGCUGCGACACCCCACCUGCAGACUCCAGAAACUGUGGCUGGACAGCUGCGGCCUCACAGCCAAAGCUUGUGAGGAUCUUUCUGCCACCCUGGGGGUCAACCAGACUCUGACGGAGCUUUACCUGACCAACAACGCCCUGGGGAACACAGGCGUCCGACUGCUGUGCAAGCGGCUGAGUCAUCCUGGUUGCAAACUCCAGGUGCUCUGGUUAUUUGGAAUGGACCUGAAUAAAAUGACACACAGACAAUUGGCAGCGCUCCGUGCGACAAAACCUUACCUGGACAUCGGCUGCUGA